AUGAGCUGGACCUUCCUGACACGAUUGCUGGAUGAGAUCUCCAACCACUCAACGUUUGUGGGUAAGAUCUGGCUCACACUCUUCAUUGUGUUCCGGAUUGUUCUGACUGCGGUGGGUGGUGAGACCAUUUACAACGAUGAACAGAGCGAGUUUGUGUGCAACAGCUUGCAGCCUGGAUGUGAGAAUGUAUGCUAUGAUGCAUUCGCACCACUCUCCCACAGAAGAUUCUGGGUCUUCCAGAUUAUCACCAUCAGCACACCAUCCAUCAUGUAUCUUGGCUUUGCCAUGCAUAAGAUCGCCCGCAUGCAGGAUGACGAUUACCGGUCGCAUGGCAAAAAGCGAGCAAAGCAAAAUUCCAGACAUAACUACGAAGAACGAGAUGAAUCGGAUGAGGAAGUGCCCAUGGUUACGGAGGAGAGGGAUCCUUCUGAGAAGGAGAAAAACAAAACAGUACCUGAGAAACAAAGCACGUCUGUAAAGCAUGAUGGCCGCCGUCGCAUCCGUCGUGAUGGUCUGAUGAAAGUCUAUGUGCUGCACCUAAUUUGUCGCAGUGCAUUUGAGGCAGCCUUCUUCUUUGGUCAGUACAUUUUGUAUGGUUUUGAAGUGGCUCCAUCAUACGUGUGCCAGCGCAGCCCAUGUCCACACACGGUUGACUGCUUUGUAUCACGCCCCACCGAGAAGACCGUUUUCCUGCUUAUCAUGUAUGUAGUAAGUGCACUCUGUCUGGCACUCACCAUCCUUGAGAUGCUGCACCUUGGCAUAGGAGGACUCAGAGAAUCCAUGCAUGAGCGAUCACAGCGCAGACGCCCAGCUCUAAUGCGAAUGACCAGCUCGCCACCUGGCUACCAUGCCACCCUAAAAAAGGAUAGAGCAGGCCGGGCCAGAGCUGAGUUUAACGAAAAUAAUACACCUGAAACACUUGAAGAUGAGGUGGAGAGACUGCGGAGACACCUGAGGAUGGCACAACAGCACUUGGCACAGGCCUAUCAAAAUGAAGAGGGCACAGUCGCAGCAGCGCACAGUAAAAGCCCUGUGUCCCAUAGCAUGGCGGUGGAGCAGAACCGGCUCAAUUUGGCUCAAGAGAAACAUGUCAGCACUGCUGAAACAGGGGUCCAUGCGUGAACCUUUCCAUCAAUCAAGAUGACCUUCUGAAGGAAGGACUGCACAUAUCAGGGGUGGUUAUUGGGACAAGACAUACUGAGGACGCAUGUGUUUGUGUGUGUUUACAUGUUUUUGAGGAACAAUGUGCCUUUCAGUAU
Trichomycterus rosablanca is the source of this 1259-nucleotide messenger RNA. RefSeq names its product gap junction gamma-1 protein-like. Gene Ontology annotation, biological process: cell-cell signaling. The transcript has 2 exons. Gene Ontology annotation, molecular function: gap junction channel activity. Bases 1 to 1122 code for a protein of 373 amino acids. The record is from RefSeq and is a predicted model, not a curated record. Lineage: Eukaryota; Metazoa; Chordata; Actinopteri; Siluriformes; Trichomycteridae. Gene Ontology annotation, cellular component: connexin complex.